AUGUCCCAACCGCAAUUAACCACCGAUCUGGACGUUCCGGAAAGUCCGCAACACCCUUGCCAAUGCUCCGCGAUGAGUAGCAUGGAUUCCAUGAGGGCGCAGAGGGUCGCGGAGCGGGGCGUAGGAAGUACAAGAAUUUCCAACAGCCAAGAACUCCCUAGGGGUCUCGAAGCGCUUCAGAGCGCUUUCGAGCCAAUAAGAAGGCUCGAGAGCCCGCUGUCUCAUCAAGAAAGUCAACAGAUCAAUUUGGAGAAUACCAGGAACGUCGAUAUCAUGGAACAUCAGGCGAGCCUGUCGUCGAACCCGAGACCGAUGGAGGGCCAGGGCGCGAUUCUGUCGAGACACGGUCACAAUCUUUCGUGCAGCGCGAGAAACUUGGAUCUCUCUCGAAACUUGGCGUUCGAGGCUGCGCGAAGAGUUCAGGAAUCCGGCAGCUUACAAGAUAACCAACACAGUCUAACUUCCAGCCCUAGCCCUUUGUUGGAGUCUAGUAGUUCGGCGUUGUUGGAGGCAUCCGCAAAAGAUCUGGACAAGCAGCUGGAGGAUCACGGCGGGUUAUCGCAGAAGCAAGCCGCUUCCAGCAAAGAUAAACUGAAGAAUAUUCAGCAGGCGCUGAACCCUUAUCAGCACCAUCACGAGCCGACGUCGACGGAACGGAACGUCCACGGUCAUUUCCACGGCGACGCCCACGCGCACGUGCACAAGCACACCGACAAUUUCCGAACUGGCACGAAUUUGGACGUGGCCGAUGGACUGAUGGGAUUUCAGCAACACCAGCGGCAGCACACCCAUCAUCACCACGGAAACGCCAAGACCACGAACGUGACCCAUCAUCACGGAUCGGCGACCGUCCAUCAUCCGCACGGGCCGCAAGGAAUGACGGGACACCAUCAUGGGAACCUGGCGCCCAGCCUGGCCAGCCACGUUCACGGAAACCCCGGCUCCCUGAGCGGUUCCAGCUCGACAUCGAUGAGCCACGGGAGCCAAACUGCCGCUGGCAACCCGAGUACGCACCAUCAUCCGAACGCGUCCGCCACAAUGGGGCACAGAUCGUCGCCGACGAGUCAUCAUCGUCUCAGCGGCGGCGCGGGCCUGAACAGUCAUUAUCCAUCCAACUCGGGCUUCAACAGCGACCAUCACGGCACCUCCAGCGCGAUGAGCGGUGCCUCGUCGAAUUCGAGCAUGUUGAACCACGGCGGUUCGCCGGCGGUUCACCGACACGUGGUGAACGCGAACAGCAGCCUCUCGACGACCCCGUUGGCCGGCCACCAUCGCGGCAGCUCGUCGGGAAGUCUGACCGGCCACUCCAGCGUGAAUCAUCAUCACGUUAGUUCCGGAAUAUCGUGCGAGUCGUCCUCGUCGAACGCCAAUACGAGGACCCAUAGUCGUUUGGAUCACGUCCACGACCAUCAUCAUCAUUUGCAACAAGUGCAUUCGUUGCACGCAGGCCACCCCGAAUCCCGACAAAGAGACAGAGCUCCAUCGAGCUUGGAGCACCACAGUCAUCAUCAUGGACACAUUCACGGUCACGGGCAUCAGCACCCGCAAAACACUGAUACCAAAAACUCGUCUCUCAUCGGAGUGGACUCGAUUCAGGUGUCGACUCCCUCGAAGAGCAAAUGUCAAUGCCACGUGAUGCAAACCGGAGGGAACAAGAGAGGGCAAGAGGGUGAAAGCGAUGGCGGCGUUGAAGUGACAUCGAGAACGCAUCAACCCCCCGCGCUUCCUCCGCGACCACCCCCCAGACCGACCAGGCGGUACGAAACGACGUCUGCCAAUCAAUGCCACACCGGGGAAGGUGGUUGUUGCAAAAAGUACGUUGUCCUUUGUUGCCUUUGUGGCGGGCUCAGCGCUGCGGUCGGUAGUCUCUUUUUGGCAGUGCACGCGGUCCUUUCAGCCCACACGGCCAGCCUAGCGCUCUUCGAGACUGUACCAUCUUACAUUCCUGGAAUAAUGUUAAUUUUAAUGGGUCUGUUUACGAUGCUACUUGCGAGGCGGAAGCACAGAUACGGUCUCCUGAUGAAGGUCUGCGGUUCCGUUGGUGUGGUGUGCGCGUUGGUGUGCGUGCUGGUCACCGUCACGACCACGGUGAUACAUAUGUCUCGGUUGCAGGGUCUCCGAAAAUGCGUUUACACCGUCAAAGCCAGGUCGUGCACGUGUUACGGGGCACCAGAAGGAGAUCCAGGAGUCCUCUUCGAGGGCACUCCUCACUGCGAGGCGGUGCACGGUGCCUUGCACGCCUGCCUGAGGGCCUUGUUCGGCGUCUCGGUCGCUGGAAUCUUGGCCUGCAUAUUCUCCUGCAUGCUGGUGUACCAGUUGUUGAGUCACGAGAAGAAGAAGAUGUACUGGGAGCAGUUGGAGCUCAGAUGCAGAUCUCUGUACGGCCAGGGAGGCACCGUGGGACCGCCGACUGGUUCCUGCGGAUGUUGCAACGACUGCGGCGGUGCUAGUCCCUGGUGGGCACAGACCCCGGGAAAUCUGUAUACGCCGAAUCCUGACUUGGCACCGUCAAGAAGAUGGCGACUGCCAUGGUCUAGAUCCAGAGGACCAGCCCCGAGUCCCGAUUCGAAUUACGGGUUUCACACACAAGCCAGACAGACGGAGACCAACGCCGAGAACACGAACGGCCCUUACAGCGUCCUGAAUUCGCAAUCGAGCGGGCCUUACUCGGUUUUAAACGCGCAAACGGGCCCGUACACGCCCAGCACGGCCUCGUAUAGCGUUCUGGAAGCACCGGUGCCUCUGUGGGGCCCUCCGCCGCCUUACAGCGAUCCAAACAGUCCGGCCAGAAGACCCCAAGUAACCGAACAGAGGCCUAGAAUCGCGAAGCGAAUAGAGAAUUUCGAGAACAACGAAGAUCACAGAUCGAGGUCCGCGAAACGCCCCUCGGAUAAUUACGAGAACGCCGAGGAAAUAUCGAACAGCACCGACCCGGAGGGUGGAAACGAAGGCACGAUGAAAGGCAGAAGGAUCAGGAAACCGUUGAAAGGGGUGGAAAACGGAGCGUUCCAACAAGAGGCAAACCCUGGACCGAAGCAAUCGGAAAGUGAAUUGUAUUUCGGCGACGUGUCGUCGUGUUGCGGGCCCGAGAGCAGUUUCUACGACCUGGCCGUGGAGAAAGAAGGCGCGGAACAUUCAGAGGGCGUGGACUACUUGGCGGCCCGUUUAGGCAAACGACAACUGUCGAAACGGUCCAGACUGCCUCUUCCGUUGCCAUCGGACAACGGCGACAUACCGUCCGACAAUUACGCGAACAGCGACGAACCGCGAAACGCCAGAGGCCCGUUCCUGGCGCCCGACGCGCAGUACGAAGUGAUCCAACAAGGCCGAUACUCUUAUUAUCCGGCCAAGGACGACGAACAGCUUCAAGAGGGUCCGACCGCUUCCAGUUACUUCAGAGAGGAGGAGACUGACAGAGGAAGAGAGAGAGAUUAUCGGGACUACAGAAGCAGUCAGGAAGAAGAAACGCCCCAGUGUUGUCUGAGUGAUUCGACAACGUUAGACUCGGGAUGGCAGAGCGGCGAGCAACAGCAAUCCGACGACAAUGUUCGACCGGUGAACGUGUAACCUUGUCGUUAAAUUUCGUUAGAGAUCGUUCGUAGACAGACGACGAUGCGAUAUAAUUUUCUAUAGAGGCAGAACCUUGACUCACAGUACAACUCGUCCUUCGAUUCACGAGACAAGGAUCACCGGAAUGUCCGCUUAGUCUUUCAUUGUAUUUCUCGGAAGUCUCGUUUCAAGUCCGGACACACAGAUCCACGAACUAUCGCGAGCUAGAUAGAGAAAAGUGUCCACGUAGAUUACAAAGAUGGUGAUAAGUGGAAAUGUAAGAUUACCGUAUCCGUAAUAUAGAAUUUCAAGCGAUGUGAUUUGUUGUGGUACAGUUUAGUUUAAGACACGUAAAACCUUAAUCGUUAGAGCGUAAGGAAAACGAUGACGAAUCGAUCGGGUUACCACGCGAUCGACGCAUAUUAGAAGUCUGAAAGGGAUUACGCGAGAUAUCCUAUUGUGCUCGCGCGAAAAGAAGGCUACGAUGCGUUCACAUCCCCACUCCAGUACCUGUCCGCUACCAUUAUUGGUCAGACAUCGGCCAAUAGCAAGGAGCGUAGUAGACAGGUACCAGAGUGGGGAUGUGAACACAGCGUGGCCUUCUUAUCGCGCGAACACAGUACGUAGCCAUGUAUUUUUGUUAAUUAAACGAUGUCUCGCCCGUGUUGUCCAUAACAUUAAUCAUUAGUGUAUGCCGAAGAGAAGUCGUAGGCGGAGAAAUGAUUAGUUUCAUAGGUGAAGCGCCAAAGGAAAGAUCUCUGGCGACGACGGGGACGUUGUCUCGAAGAAAAACACACCUUUCCUUUGGCGAUUCGUUAGAAACGUCCAUGUACAAAAGUGUGCUUUACUCUUGCCAAUACCUAGCUAGAUGUCAGCUCGAUUUCGCACUUAGACGCUAAUCGUUGCAAAAAAUGAAACGUUUACCAUUAAGAGUUAUGUUCUUGAUUCGCGCCGCAUCGAUAGGUUUCAUUGUGUUUAAUAAACGCUCGGUCACUGCCACUCGACAUUUGUUCUCCGCCUCGCACGAUCGAACAUAAGGCGCACUCGUGACUUGUAGCCAUUUAGAGAAUUAACGAAACGCCUGAAAUUCGCCGAUUCGCCCGCGUUCUCGAUUUUCGAAUUCGUAUUUUUCUCCACCGCGAUAAUUCACCGAUAAUAGUGGCCAGGCUGUCGUUAUUCGUGCUUGUUGAGAAAUUCCAUGUUGGAAUCGUAUUCGUGGUAUGUGUUAGCUUCGUUGAGCUUUUUGCGUUGUAGGGCCGCAAUACAAUCCAGGUGGACCAAGGAACGAUAUUAGAAAUAGAUCGAUCUUACUCGAUCGACAGAUAAAAAAAAAAGUACCGUCUAUUGCCGUAGUCAACCGUUCGUAUAUACAGAAACACACGUGCACGCACACACAAAGCAAAUACAUAUUUUCUAAUCGUGGUUCAAGAGUGAAAGAGGCAAGGCCAGCUUAGGGGAGUAGUUUAACGUUGUUUACUCGAUAAAGUGUACCUUAAGAGCGAUCUACGUAGCAAGUCGAACGA
Colletes gigas is the source of this 5072-nucleotide messenger RNA. RefSeq lists its product as uncharacterized. The transcript has 9 exons. NCBI's taxonomy places the organism in Eukaryota, Metazoa, Arthropoda, Insecta, Hymenoptera, Colletidae. The record is from RefSeq and is a predicted model, not a curated record. Bases 1 to 3567 code for a protein of 1188 amino acids.